UGGAGGCAGCUAGCGCGAGGCUGUGGAGCGCUGAGCCGCGCGUCGUGCCCUGCGCUGCCCAGACUAGCGAACAAUACAGUCAAGAUGGCUAAAGGUGAUCCCAAAAAACCAAAGGGCAAGAUGUCUGCUUAUGCCUUCUUUGUGCAGACGUGCAGAGAGGAACAUAAGAAGAAAAACCCAGAGGUCCCUGUCAAUUUUGCUGAAUUUUCCAAGAAAUGCUCUGAGAGGUGGAAGACCAUGUCCGGGAAAGAGAAGUCGAAAUUCGAUGAGAUGGCAAAGGCGGAUAAAGUGCGCUAUGAUCGGGAAAUGAAGGAUUAUGGACCAGCUAAGGGAGGCAAGAAGAAGAAGGACCCUAAUGCCCCCAAGAGACCACCGUCUGGAUUUUUCCUAUUUUGCUCUGAAUUCCGUCCCAAGAUCAAGUCUACAAACCCUGGCAUCUCUAUUGGAGAUGUGGCAAAGAAACUGGGCGAGAUGUGGAAUAACUUAAGUGACAGUGAGAAGCAGCCAUACAUCAACAAGGCAGCAAAGCUGAAGGAGAAGUAUGAGAAGGAUGUCGCAGACUAUAAGUCUAAAGGGAAGUUUGAUGGCGCCAAGGGUCCUGCUAAAGUUGCCCGGAAAAAGGUGGAAGAGGAAGAUGAAGAGGAGGAGGAGGAGGAGGAGGAGGAGGAGGAAGAGGAUGAAUAAAAAAAAAAAAAACUGUUGAUCUGUC
This is a messenger RNA of Cervus elaphus (red deer), 709 nucleotides long. RefSeq names its product high mobility group protein B3. Lineage: Eukaryota; Metazoa; Chordata; Mammalia; Artiodactyla; Cervidae. Gene Ontology annotation, biological process: regulation of transcription by RNA polymerase II. The coding region runs from base 85 to 684 and encodes 199 amino acids. The transcript has a single exon. Gene Ontology annotation, cellular component: nucleus. The record is from RefSeq and is a predicted model, not a curated record. Gene Ontology annotation, molecular function: DNA binding, bending.